UCCUCAAAACAAGCUCCGGACCAAAAAUUACUUACGCAAAGAGAUUCCCGCGUGUAUCGGACUAUUCCUUCAGCUCCCACGCGGAAGCUGCUCCAGAAUCAACACCAUUCUUCUCUCAAUGCAUUAUUAAUACUUCCAAUUUUUUGGAGGAACAUCAUCGUCCUCCCAAACCUUUCAACCUGCUGGAAUUAUUCAGAUAGAAAAGUUAUGGGCAUCUGUUUUUCAAUUACAUCUGGAGCACUACAGGGGCUUCAUGGGGUGAAGAUUGGAUCCAAAUUUACAUAUAGUACCAAAAACACCUUUCAAAUUAGAGACUUUGAUUUUUCAACUUCUGAGGAUUUAAAUUAUCCAAUUCAACAAAUUCAGAAACAGCAGCCACCAUGUCCAAAGCCCAUCUGCUGUAAUCACUAUGGUGAUCGGAGUAUUAUGGAAACUAUUGCUAACAUUUUGACAUCACUUCCAUUUAUUUUUCUAGGGUGUCAGGCACCAAGGAAAACUGCGAGCUCUGUAUUGUAUGCUAAUUCAUUGAUUGGAGUUGGAUUAGUCUCAUCUCUUUACCAUUUUUCAAGAGGAGGUGUUAGGAAAAUUUUCAGAUGGGCAGACUACACAACAAUAGCUGCAACAUCAAUGUGUCUUUCCACAGCAGUCAGCAAUGACAAUCCAAAAUUACUAAUGGCAGCAUCAGCAUUGAUUUUACCGUUUCAGCCUUUAGUGGUUUCGACUAUUCACACUGGAGUGAUGGAGGUCACAUUUGCCAAACGAGCUUUGUCGAAUCGGGAUUUGAGAAUGGCGCAUAACAUGCAUGCAAUUUCAUCGGUGUUAGCUGGUCUACUUUUUGUUUUUGAAGAUCAACUCCCACAAACCCCAUACAUUCAUGCUGCUUGGCACCUUGCUGCUGCAGUUGGUGUUGGUACAUGUAACAAACUUCUUGAGUGAUGAUUUUGAUUCCUGGAUUAUAUGGUCAUUUGCAAAUAGCAUCCUUGUCUCUCAAUUUUUGUUUAUUUAUUUAUUUAUUUAUUUCCUUGGAGGGAUGUAUAUUCUGAUUUGUAUAAAUUUUAAAAUUUUGAUGAUAAAGUGUACUAGAUAUUCUAUCGGUUUUUUAUGUUCUUAUAAAUUAAAUAAA
This is a messenger RNA of Dioscorea cayenensis subsp. rotundata (Guinea yam), 1123 nucleotides long. RefSeq lists its product as uncharacterized. Bases 208 to 936 code for a protein of 242 amino acids. The record is from RefSeq and is a predicted model, not a curated record. NCBI's taxonomy places the organism in Eukaryota, Viridiplantae, Streptophyta, Magnoliopsida, Dioscoreales, Dioscoreaceae. The transcript is spliced from 7 exons.